Lodderomyces pseudojiufengensis is the source of this 1587-nucleotide messenger RNA. RefSeq lists its product as uncharacterized. NCBI's taxonomy places the organism in Eukaryota, Fungi, Ascomycota, Pichiomycetes, Serinales, Debaryomycetaceae. The record is from RefSeq and is a predicted model, not a curated record. Gene Ontology annotation, molecular function: 4-hydroxyphenylpyruvate dioxygenase activity. Gene Ontology annotation, biological process: L-tyrosine catabolic process. Bases 1 to 1587 code for a protein of 528 amino acids. The transcript has a single exon.
AUGAAUAACCUUCUAUCUCAAUUACCUUAUUUCCCUUCGGAUGAAACAGAUCCACUUUUCCAAUUUUCAAAUGAUGAAUUAAUAUCUGAUAAAUUUCCUAUAACAAAGUAUCCAUUUGAUGGAUUUAUAAAUUUCCAUUCUUUAAAAAUAUGUAGUUCUAAUGCUAGACAAAUGUCAAAAUAUUUUCAGUUGUCAAUGGGAUUUAAAGAAAUCGCUUAUAAGGGCUUAGAGAAUGGAUCAAGAUUAGUUGCGUCACAUGUUAUAUCUAAUGGUAAUAUAUUUUUGGAAAUUGUCAAUACAUUAGAAACAAUUAAAGAAGAUCAAAAUUUAUUAAAUUUUCCUUAUUCAUUGAAAGAUUUAAAAGAAUUUGAAAAUUUUGAUAAUAAAUUCAAAACAUAUUUAGAAGAAUUUAAAAUCACAGCUGAAGAUUUGUUGUGGGAUUUUAUUAAUAACAAAACUGAUAAUUUAAGUUCGAAUCCUAUAAACUGUUUAAAAUUUAGUCGAUGUAUAUAUGAAACUAUUCUAAAAAAUGAAAAUUAUAAAUAUACAACAAAUGAAUUGAAAUCUUACAUAUUGAAUGUUUUAAAUAAUUCAGAAAUAAUAUAUAAUGAUAUAAUGGAAUGUAUAUUGAUUCAAAAUUUUCUAAAAAAUCACGCCGAGGGAGUAAUGGAUAUGGCAUUAAAUGUUAAUAAUGUGGAGAAAAUUUUCUACAAAUCUAUUCAAUCAGGUGCUGGUAUAAUAAGACCAUUGAAAAUAAUAAGUGAUCAUAAUGGUUCAAUAAAGACUGCGACAAUAACUGUACCAAAUUCAGACAUUCAACAUACUUUGAUUGAAAAUAUAAAUUAUUCAGGACCUUUUAAACCAGGUUAUUCUGAUCCCUUGAAUAAUAUGUUUGAAUAUGAUAACCAAUUGAACAAGUUACCUAAAAUUCAAUUAACAUCAAUUGAUCAUUGUGUUGAAAAUUAUUCAUGGAACCAAAUGAUUGAUCAAGCCAAAAUUUAUGCGGAUAUGUUUGGCUUCCACAAAUAUUGGUCAGUUGAUGAAAUGGAUGUAAGUACAGGUUUCACUGCUUUAAGAUCAAUUGUAAUGAGUUCUAGUAAUGGUCAAAUUAAAAUCCCAAUAAAUGAACCAGUUAAAUCUAAAUAUAGAGGUCAAAUUGAAGAGUUUAAUGAUUUUUAUGGUGGACCAGGUAUACAACAUAUUGCACUACGUACAAAUAAUAUAAUAAGAACAGUAAAAUCAAUGAUUGAAAGAGGUAUUGAAUUUAAUCAUGCAAGCGAAAAUUAUUAUAUAAAUUUAAAGAAAAGAUUAGAUGAACAUGAAAUCAAGUUGUAUGAAGAUUACGAAGAAAUAAAAAAAUUAAAUAUUUUAAUUGAUUUUGAUCCAAAUACAAUAAAUAAAAAAUCCAAAAAAUGUAAUUAUAUUUUACAAAUUUUUUCAAAACCAUUACAUGAUAGACCAACUUUAUUUAUAGAAAUUAUUCAAAGACAUCAUCAUAAUGGAUUUGGAAAGGGAACUUUUAAGGGAUUAUUUGAAACUAUUGAAGAACAACAAAAAUUAAGAAGAACUUUUUAUGAAGUAGAUUAA